This is a messenger RNA of Drosophila busckii, 2283 nucleotides long. It is a transcript of the gene Coq8, whose product is annotated as atypical kinase COQ8B, mitochondrial. Gene Ontology annotation, molecular function: kinase activity. The coding region runs from base 133 to 2166 and encodes 677 amino acids. Gene Ontology annotation, cellular component: extrinsic component of mitochondrial inner membrane. The transcript has 2 exons. Gene Ontology annotation, biological process: ubiquinone biosynthetic process. NCBI's taxonomy places the organism in Eukaryota, Metazoa, Arthropoda, Insecta, Diptera, Drosophilidae. The record is from RefSeq and is a predicted model, not a curated record.
AAGCAUCAAAUGCAUAUGUAGACAACAAGCGAGUGCAGGUUGACACGGAAAAGCAAAAAAUACCAUAGAGAGGGCCGGCGCAGAAAUAUUAAAAACAACAUAUCCAACCCACGCAAACUGGUCAAACGUGUGAUGAUGGCACGCUCGGCGCAAGAUGUGCUCGGCGUGCUGCGGGGUCUGCAAAUAGUUGCGGAGGCGUGCGGACGCGAGCAUCUGGCGCUGACUAAGCAUCUAUGGAGCAACUCAAGUGUGCGCGAACUGCUUACAGAGAAUGUGAAUCAAACGGCGCAAGCAGUACGCAACGCACAGCCCAGCGAGGAGCUAAAGAAACUACAAGAGCUGCUGCAGGAAACAGGCGAACGUAGCUACGUCGUAGCCAAAGGAAUUUGUCAGCUGCUCGAAACGAAAUUUCCACGUGAAUUAAGCAUAAUGCAGGCAGCCACAUCAGGCCAAGCAACUGGCGCAACUGGAGCAGCAGCUAUGACGCCGUCAGGUGUAAGCGCUGCGCGUGCGCAGCUGGAGGCAGCAGAUGCAGCCAACUUGGAUAUAUCCUCGAUAACGCUGCAAGAGUUUGAGGAAAUACUGUCCAAGCGCAAUAAGAAUCGCAAUGUAAGUCUACGCACAGCCCAUACCAAAAGCAGUGAAGUGCAGCUGGAUCAGGCGCCGGAGCAGAAGUUCUCCGAGGGCAUUAUGGCCAAGGAUACGCAGUAUGUGGAUGAUGUAAUGCGCUUUGUGGCAGGUGGCAGCACAAAAGCAACAACAACAGCAACACCUAAAGCUGCUGCUGCUGCUGCUGCUGCUGCUCCGGACGUUGAGAGCAAACCCGCUGUGCAGGAGCUGAGCAAGGUGGCCAAACAACGUCGCGUGCCUUCGUCACGUUUGGGACGCAUGGCCAGCUUUGGUGGUCUCUUUGCUGGCCUGGGCAUUGGCACCAUCAACGAGCUAACCAAAGGCGCUUUGGGUCUGGGCGGCGCCACCAAUAUGCGCGAGGCUUUUCUUAGUCCUGCCAAUGCGGAACGCAUUGUCGAUACGUUAUGCAAAGUGCGCGGCGCAGCGCUCAAGAUUGGCCAGAUACUUAGCAUACAAGACUCGAAUGUAGUGUCGCCACAGCUGGCCAAAGCUUUCGAGCGUGUGCGUCAGGCUGCCGACUAUAUGCCCGACUGGCAGGUGGAGCGUGUGAUGAACACACAACUGGGACCGGAUUGGCGUCAGGGCUUGCAGUCAUUUGAUGACAAACCCUUUGCCGCUGCAUCCAUUGGACAAGUGCAUCGUGCCACGCUGCUGAAUGGCAUGGAUGUGGCCAUUAAAAUACAAUAUCCUGGUGUAGCUCAAAGCAUUGAGAGCGACAUCGAUAAUCUGGUCGGCAUGCUCAAAGUAUGGGAUGUCUUUCCCCAAGGCUUCUUCAUUGACAAUGUGGUGCGUGUAGCGAAGCGCGAGCUGCAGUGGGAGGUGGACUAUGCACGCGAGGCGGAAUAUACGGAAAAGUUUCGCGAAAUGAUUGCACCCUAUCCAGAGUAUUAUGUGCCCAAAGUGGUGCGUGAGUUUACCACCUCGAGCGUGCUCACCACCGAAUUUGUGCCUGGCGUGCCGCUGGACAAAUGCUUUGAGCUUAGCUACGAGCAUCGUCAGCAUAUUGCCGCUUCGGUAUUGAAGCUUUGCCUGCGCGAGCUUUUCGAGAUCGAGUGCAUGCAAACGGAUCCCAAUUGGAGCAAUUUCCUCUACGAUGCGCCCAGUCGCCGGCUCAUGCUCAUUGACUUUGGCUCCACGCGUUUCUACAAACACGAGUUCAUACGCAACUAUCGCCAGGUCAUCAUUAGCGCUGCUGAGAACAAUCGCCAGGGCGUGCUGGACAUGUCCCGGCAAAUGGGUUUCCUCACCGGCUAUGAGAGCAAACAUAUGGAGCAGGCUCAUGUUGAUGCUGUCAUGAUUCUUGGCGAGAUCUUUCGCUACAACGGCGACUUUGAUUUCGGCAAACAGAAUACAACGGAGCGUCUCGCCGCCUUGGUGCCCACCAUGGUCGCCCAGCGCUUGUGCCCACCGCCUGAGGAGAUCUACUCCAUACAUCGCAAGCUGUCGGGCAUCUUCUUGCUCUGCGCGCGGCUCAAUGUCCGCAUGAAUUGCAUGCCCUUCUAUCAGGACAUCAUUCUCAACAAGUUCAAGGAUUAAAAUUGUUAGUUACAUUUCCAACUGUUCCUUCCACCCGCCCAAACUUGUUAACCGCUUGGAUCAAGUGCUCUUAAUUUGUUUACUAAACAGUUUAUAAUAAUAUAGAGAAUCUUUUUA